CGCAGAGGCCGCGGAGAGGCCGGCGGCCACGCCGGGGAGGCCGCGGGAGCGCGGGGCCUGUAGGGGCGCGCUGCGGGCCGCCUGAGGACACCGAGCGGUCCUCGCGCGUUCUCGAGCGGCGGCUGGCAGCCGAGCCGGCGCGGCCAUGGCGACGGGCGCUCAGCAGAAAGAGAACACGCUGCUUCACCUCUUCGCCGGCGGGUGCGGGGGCACAGUUGGUGCUAUUUUCACUUGCCCACUAGAAGUCAUUAAGACCAGAUUGCAGUCCUCAAGACUAGCACUUCGGACGGUAUAUUAUCCUCAGGUUCAUCUGGGGACCAUUAGUGGAGCUGGAAUGGUGAGACCAACAUCUGUGACACCUGGACUCUUACAGGUUCUGAAAUCAAUCUUGGAAAAGGAGGGACCAAAGUCACUCUUUAGAGGCUUGGGUCCAAAUUUGGUUGGAGUUGCACCAUCAAGGGCUGUGUACUUUGCAUGUUACUCCAAAGCCAAAGAGCAAUUUAAUGGCAUUUUCGUGCCUAAUAGCAAUACUGUGCACAUUUUCUCAGCUGGCUCUGCAGCUUUCAUCACAAAUACCUUAAUGAAUCCUAUUUGGAUGGUUAAAACAAGGAUGCAGCUAGAACGAAAGGUGAGAGGCUGCAAGCAGAUGAAUACGCUCCAGUGUGCUCGACACGUGUACCAGUCGGAAGGCAUCCGAGGCUUCUAUAGAGGGCUGACUGCCUCAUAUGCUGGGAUCUCAGAGACGAUCAUCUGUUUUGCUAUUUAUGAAAGUUUAAAGAAGUGUCUGAAAGAAGCUCCAUUAGUCUCUUCCACAAAUGGAACUGAGAAGAAUUCCUCAGGUUUUUUUGGACUCAUGGCAGCUGCUGCUGUUUCUAAAGGAUGUGCUUCCUGCAUUGCUUAUCCACACGAAGUCAUCAGGACCAGGCUUCGAGAGGAGGGCACCAAGUACAAGUCCUUCGUGCAGACGGCACGCCUGGUAUUCCGGGAGGAAGGCUAUCUUGCUUUCUACCGAGGACUGUUGGCCCAGCUCAUCCGGCAGAUUCCCAAUACUGCCAUUGUGCUGUCCACCUACGAGUUCAUCGUGUACCUGCUGGGAGACCAUGCUCAGUAACGGGCCACACAGUUGUGCUCUAGAAGAAUAAAACUGAAAUCCCUAGAGAUUUUCUUUUCCAUUGAUAUUUAGUACUCGAAACUGAACGGGAAAGGCCGUAGAAUAUCCGGCUUGUGUCACCUGUUGGACAUUUCCUUUUGGAUUCAUGCUUUCUGGAAGGUUUAAAUUCAUUAACGUUAAUAGUUAUAAUUAUAACUUUUUUUUUAAGUUAAAAGAGGAUUGAGGAUUAAGCAGCAGUAAAUUAAAUCAUGUAUUUAAGUGUA
Nannospalax galili (Upper Galilee mountains blind mole rat) is the source of this 1374-nucleotide messenger RNA. RefSeq names its product solute carrier family 25 member 33 (gene Slc25a33). Gene Ontology annotation, biological process: pyrimidine nucleotide import into mitochondrion. The record is from RefSeq and is a predicted model, not a curated record. Gene Ontology annotation, cellular component: mitochondrion. Lineage: Eukaryota; Metazoa; Chordata; Mammalia; Rodentia; Spalacidae. The coding region runs from base 146 to 1111 and encodes 321 amino acids. Gene Ontology annotation, molecular function: pyrimidine nucleotide transmembrane transporter activity. The transcript has 7 exons.